AUGUCAGACAGCAGCAGCAGCGACGACCUACCCCUGUCACGGUUGAACCACCAAACUGUUGUGAGGAAUCGAGCUGAAGACGUGGUGCAGAUUUCGGACAAGGGGAAGGGAACAAGAAAGAAGAUGCGUAGAGCGUCUUGCCACGACUCCGGUUCUGACGGGGAGAUAUCUGCGAUGAAACGCAAGAAAAUGAAGAGCGCCGAGCAGGGGAUUGCCGCCUUCGAAUGGUGGAAUUCACCGGAUCCGCCGGAAGGUAAGGCCUGGCAGACACUAGAGCACUGUGGCAUGACCUUUGAACCGCAGUACAAACCACACGGUAUUGCAAUGGUCUACGAUGGCGUGCCAAUCUCGCUAACGCCAUACCAAGAAGAACUCGCAACUUUUUAUGCAGCAAUGCCUGAAGACGGACCGCAGCUAAACGUGUCGGGCGGGCAACGAGAGAUAUUUCAGAGGAACUUCUGGGACGACUGGCACAAAGUACUCGGCAAAAGCCACGCGAUCAAGUCCUUUGAUAAAUGCGACUUCUCCGACAUUAGCAAACACCUUGAUCGUCUUAAAUUUGUCAAACGAGCGGCAUCUGAUGCUGAAAAAGUUGUGGCGCGAGAGCUGCGAGAUGAUUGCCAGCUGCGGAGCGGCUAUGCGAUCCUGGAUGAUCAUCUAGAGAAAGUUGGGAAUUUUCGCAUGGAACCACCAUCGCUAUUCCGGGGUCGUGGUAAGCACCCGAAAACAGGCGUCGUUAAGUUGCGCGUGGAACCGGAUCAAGUAUCAAUUAACUGCGGUGCAUCUCGACCGCCGCCUAUUUGCCUUGAGCUGGGCCGAAGUUGGGGUGAGAUUAAGCAUGAUGACACGGUGACUUGGCUUUCAACCUGGCAUGAAAACGUGAUGCAGAGCAAUAAAUAUGUCAUGCUCGCAGCGAAUUCCUCGCUCAAGGGAAAGUCUGACUUUAAAAAAUUCCAAAAAGCGAUGCAGUUAAAAGGCUGCAUUGAACGCGUGCGCCAUGGCUACCACAAGAAUCUCAAGUCUAAAGACCGCCACCUUAAGCAGCAGGCCACAACUAUGUGGCUGAUUGACACUCUUGCUCUCCGUGUUGGCGGUGAAAAGUCUGAAGAAGAGGCAGACACCGUUGGCUGCUGCAGCCUUCGCGUCGAACACUUCACAUUUCAUAAAACGGGGAAAGAUGUCGACCUUGAAUUCCUAGGCAAGGACUCGAUUCUAUUCAAACAGUCAAUCGAUUUUGCUGGUUUCGAUGAACAUGGCCAACAGGCCUAUGAUAACAUUCGAGAAAUGUGCCGGUCCAAAAAAAAGAACGAGCAGGUCUUCGAGCUUAUCGAGCCGACUUCACUCAACGCGCAUCUCUCAUCAAUCAUGCCAGGACUCACCGCCAAGGUUUUCCGUACAUAUAACGCGUCGGAAACCCUCCAAAACCAAUUACCAGAUGCCGAGCAUGUUCUCGAAAUGAGAUCCAUUGGCGACAAGCUCAUUGCGUACAAUGAAGCAAAUCGUAUCGUUGCAAUUCUCUGCAAUCACCAGCGCACCGUCUCGGCUGCUGCAGCUACGGGCCUUGAAGCACAAGCUGAAAAGCUGGAGCAGUUAAAGGAUCAGCGGCGCGAGCUGCAGAACAUGCGCACAACAUUGAAGGCUGGCAAAGACAAUGCUGAAGCUCACCGGUUUGCCAAGCUCCCCGAUGAGAAGGAUGUCUCCAAGCGCAUUGAUAUCUGGACCGAGAAAAUUAAAAAGCUUGAAAUUGACCUCCGCAACAAGGAAGAGAACAAAGAAGUCUCUCUUGGCACUUCCAAAGCCAACUACCUAGACCCCCGCAUCUCGGUCGCCUGGUGCAAACGUUGCGACGUCCCCAUUGAAAAACUCUUUUCCAAGACCCUGAAACAGAAGUUUGCCUGGGCUCUCACCGUGGGAUCAAGCUGGCGUUUUGAAGCGAUGCCAAUCACGGAUUCUUGAUAACAUAGGCGUGUUCCUGAAAUUAGAGGCCUGUAUCUAACCAAGUCGCACGUCAACAUGUCAGCGAUUCCGAGCCCCGAAUGCUCCUAGCUCGGGUUCCAACGCGAUUGAGUCAAUAGCUGGCGCGAACUUCACAAUGAUUUCCGAGGUUGGAUUUUCUUGCAGCUUUUGUUUGCACAUUGGCCCAGGGGUCUCUCGUGAGACGGGUCAAACACGCCGACUCGCCUGCUUAACAUAUCCCGCCGGCGGGAUAUGUUAAACGCCGCUUCGACUUAGGCUCCACCUUCAACCCCUGCACUUAAACAGGGACCUCAAUACCGCCGCUUGUCCUUCAAAGGGGACCUCAGCACCGCGAGGCGCCGCCCACGCCUCGGGCCUGGGACACCCAACGAAGCUGAGUUCGCGACUUGUCCCCCUCCUUAGUCGCCCUUAAGAGCCCCGGGCCUGGCGCC
Aureococcus anophagefferens is the source of this 2408-nucleotide messenger RNA. RefSeq lists its product as hypothetical. The record is from RefSeq and is a predicted model, not a curated record. Gene Ontology annotation, cellular component: chromosome; nucleolus. Lineage: Eukaryota; Pelagophyceae; Pelagomonadales; Pelagomonadaceae. Gene Ontology annotation, biological process: DNA topological change; chromosome segregation; DNA replication. The transcript is spliced from 4 exons. Gene Ontology annotation, molecular function: DNA binding; DNA topoisomerase type I (single strand cut, ATP-independent) activity. The coding region runs from base 1 to 1956 and encodes 651 amino acids.